Brassicogethes aeneus is the source of this 1485-nucleotide messenger RNA. NCBI's taxonomy places the organism in Eukaryota, Metazoa, Arthropoda, Insecta, Coleoptera, Nitidulidae. The record is from the annotation of a GenBank genome assembly.
CCGGAGAGUAUACCGUGCACCACUUAAAGGUUAGUUUACAAGAAUACUUCUUUGAGAGUGUUGAUAGUUUAGAUGCUAUUUAACAGCUAACGAGGUUUUAACUUGACUGCAUUUUUACAUUUAUGACCAAGUGAUUGUGACGGUAUUGGAUUUUAAUAUAGUGACAAUUGUGCAUUUACUGUGAUUUAGUGAUUUGAACAAAACCAAUCGCUCAACUAACUUUCAAAGUUUGUCAUCAAAGUGUUGGCUCUAAGGGAAACAGUGUCUAGUACGGCGCCUGGCAUGACCGUGCAAGACGAAGCUAGGGCCAUGACUCAAACAGCAGCAACGCGAUCACGUUUCAUGAUCACGGACAUACUGAGUGGACCCACCGAUGGUGCCGCCAUAAUCCGGACCCGGUCACCCAGUCCGGGACCCAGGGACCUGUCCCUGCACUCCAACCCCAUCCACGACAGUGACACCGACAGCUCCGGACAUCCAGACACCUCCAGCGUAUGCUCAAACGGUCAAAAUGGCGACGAUUCGCUGAACUCCUCAAAAAAUUCGAGUAGUGCCCUAAGUAAAAAACAAAGAAAAGCGCGCACAGCCUUUACGGAUCUACAGCUACAAACGCUGGAAAAGAGCUUCGAGAGACAGAAAUACCUUAGCGUCCAAGACAGGAUGGAAUUAGCAGCGAAACUUAGUCUUACCGAUACCCAAGUGAAAACGUGGUACCAAAACAGAAGAACGAAAUGGAAACGCCAAACGGCAGUGGGCUUGGAACUUCUUGCAGAAGCCGGUAACUAUGCCGCAUUCCAAAGGCUUUACGGUGCUCCUGCUUACGGUUGUUGGUACCCUCCACAAACAGCGGGUCCAACCGCGCCUCCAAGCGCAGCUGAUAUUUACUACAGACAAGCUGCAGCUGCGGCAGCUGCCACCCUUCAGAAGCCUCUUCCAUAUCGCCUGUAUCCUCCGGGCAUGGGCAUGGGUAUGCCGGGACCAAGCGCCCAUCUUGGCUCGUUAGCUGCCAGUAGUUCGUUAAGCACUUUGUCUAGUUACUAUUCGAAUCAGUCGACGGAAGGACCUUCGCCUAGAUCUCCAAGCCCGGAUACACCGUUGGACCCCGGAUCACCAGGUACCGGAGGACGGCGAUCGCCUUCUGACGACGAAGACACUAUCCAUGUCUGAGUUUUAUUUUCGAAUUUUUUUUAUGAAUAUUGUGAUAUAAAGUGUACUAUAGCUGGACCUGUUAAUUUAUUUUGCGCUUUUAAGUGUUAUGUAGAGUAAGAGAUGUAUAGAUGAGUAAAAAAACGAACGAUUUUUGUAAUUAGACUACGGGCUUUAUGUAAAUUUUCAAAACAUUCCAGUGUGGGUCAAACUCUACAUUCAUUCCCCCCAGUGUUUAUAAUGAACGUCAUAUGUAAAUGGUUUUAUUUUUUGAUUGCACACAGCAAUCGUUAUGUUUAUUUUGCUCGAUGAGUAUGUUUAUUCAUGUUUAUAUUAGAA